AUGAUUGCAACGUUGCUUUUGUUUAAGCCCUACAGAUUAAAUGGCUCAGUCAAACGUGAUGAGCGAGAGCUCUCCUUUAUUAACGAGCCAUGUUGUGAUACCAACUUGGGAUCUCUUAGACUUCGAAAGGCUGAUUUCAGUGUAUUAUACCUAGUGUCUUCUUCAGUCUUAAUUAUGCACAAUUCGUUUUGCAACAAAAACUACACGAGGUGCCUCUCAAACUCUUGCCAAAACAGUUCUGCGUGCAGGGGCUUUCCACAAGACAACUGUUGUCCAGACAUAGACAAUAAUUUGGACAAAGAGUGUGAAGAUGGCAAAGACCCUUGCUUCUCCAAUCCCUGCCAAAGAAACGGCACAUGUGUGACUGUUCCAGGAGGAAGGAGCUUCCUGUGCCAAUGUCCCCCGGGCUACAGUGGGCUGACCUGUGAAACAGCCACCAAUUCCUGUGGAGGGAACUCCUGCCAAAAUGGAGGCACCUGCCGUAGAGACCUGGAGCACUCCAUUUGUGUCUGCCCUGCCGGAUAUGCUGGAAGGUUCUGCGAGGUAGAUCACAACGAGUGUGCCUCCAGCCCUUGCCACAAUGGGGCUGUGUGCCAGGAUGGAGUCAAUGGCUACUCCUGCUUCUGUGUGCCUGGAUACCAAGGCAGGCAUUGCGACGUGGAAGUGGAUGAAUGUGUCUCUGACCCCUGCCUGAAUGAGGCUCUGUGCCUCAAUGAGAUAGGGAGAUACACUUGUGUCUGCCCUCGAGGGUAUUCUGGUGUGAACUGUGGGAUGGAAACUGACGAAUGUGGAUCCCAGCCUUGCCUCCAUGGUGCUACGUGUCAGGAUGCUCUUGGGGCUUACUUCUGUGACUGUGCACCUGGAUUCCUUGGAGAUCGCUGUGAAUUCAACUUUGAUGAAUGUGCCAGUCAGCCAUGUCUCCAUGGAGGUCUGUGUGUGGAUGGAGGAAACAGCUACCACUGUGACUGCAUGGGCAGUGGUUUCACGGGGACACAUUGUGAGAAUUUGAUGCCUGUUUGUUGGUCAAAGCCUUGUCACAAUAAUGCUACCUGUGAAGACGCCGGUAACGGCUACAUUUGUCACUGCUGGCCUGGAUACACAGGUACCCUGUGUGAGACGGACAUAAAUGAAUGCAGUAGCAACCCCUGCCAAUUUGAGGGGGAAUGUGCCGAACUGUCCUCAGAGGAUCUGUACGGACACGUUGCUGGCCUGCCUCCCUCCUUCAGCUACCUUGGAGCGGCGGGUUACAUUUGUAUCUGUCAGCCUGGAUUCACAGGAAUCCACUGCGAAGAAGACAUCGAUGAAUGUCUAUCAAACCCUUGCCAAAACGGUGGUACUUGUGAGAACCUGCCUGGGAAUUAUACUUGCCAUUGCCCCUUUGACGACGUUUCUGGGGCAUUUUAUGGAGGAGAAGACUGUUCUGAAGUUCUUCUGGGCUGCUCUCGUGGCCGGUGUCUCAAUGAUGGAAAAUGCAUCCCUCACCUGGAGAACGGCCAGCAUGGCUUCACCUGCCAAUGUCCUUCUGGCUCUGCGGGGUCCCUGUGUGAAACCGACACCACACUCUCUUUCGAGAGCAACAGUUUCCUGUGGGUCACAAGUGGCUCGCGUACAACACUGCAGUCAGAAUGUAGUGUAUCCUUGAGGUUCCAGACUGUUCAACCAAACACACUUCUCCUUUUCCGAGGCAACGGGGACACGUCUAUGAAGCUGGAGUUGCUGAACGGCUUUGUUCACUUGUCACUCCAAGUCCAGAACCAGUCAAAGGCGCUUUUGUAUGUCCCCCAGAACACUAGCGAUGGAGAAUGGCAUUUGGUGGAGGUAACGUUUGCAGAAACUAUAACCCUUACCCUGACCGGCAGCUCUUGCAAGGGGAAGUGCUCAUCUAAGACUUCUUUUCCAGUUGGGAAUCGGCAAUCACUUUGUGCUUCUCAGAACUCUUUUUUGGGUGGCUUACCAGUGGGAUCAACCGGCAACAGUGUGUCUGGGCUUGACGUCUAUAAUGAGCCAUCGACGCCUUCCUUUGUGGGCUGUCUCCAAGAUGUUCAAUUUGAUUUGAGCCACAUUACUCUGGAGAACGUUCCGUCUGCCCUGUCACUAAAUGUCAAAGCAGGCUGCAUGAGAAAGGACUGGUGUGAAAGUCAACCUUGUCAAAACAGAGGACACUGCAUCAACUUGUGGCAGGGUUAUCGGUGUGAAUGUGACAGGCCCUAUACAGGCUCCAACUGCCUGGAAGAGUAUGUAGCAGGAAGGUUUGGCCAGGAUGACGACUCCCCUGGAUAUGCCAUCUUCAAUCUUGAUGAUGAUUAUGGACAGAACCUCAGCCUCUCCAUGUUUGUUAGAACUCGUCGACCAUCGGGCUUACUUCUGGCUUUGGAAAAUAGUACUUACCAGUAUGUGAGUGUCUGGCUAGAGCGCGGCCGCCUGGCACUGCAGACCCCAGGCCCUCCCAAGUUAGUAUUAAAUUUUUUUCUUAGUGAUGGAAAUGCCCACUUAAUAUCUUUGAGGAUCAGACCGAAUGAAAUUGAGCUGUAUCAGUCUUCCCAAACCUUAGGAUUCAUUUCUGUCCCUUCAUGGACAAUUCAAAGAGGAGAUGCCAUCUUCAUUGGUGGCCUACCUGACAGACAGAAGACUGAGCCAUAUGGUGGCUUUUUCAAAGGCUGUAUUCAAGAUGUGAGACUAAACAACCGAAAUCUGGACUUCUUCCCCAAGUCAACAAACAACGGAGGUGAUGAUCCAAUCCUUGUCAAUGUGACUCAAGGCUGUCCUGGAGACAACAUUUGCAAGUCCAGCCCCUGUCAUAAUGGAGGUGUCUGCUAUUCCCUGUGGGAUGACUUCUCCUGUUCCUGCCCUGCAAACACGGCGGGGAAAACCUGCGAGGAAGUUCACUGGUGUCAUCUCAGCCCAUGUCCCCCCAGUGCACAGUGCCAGCUGGUCCCUCAAGGGUUUGAAUGUGUUGCAAAUGCUGUUUUCAGUGGCCUAAGAAGGGCAAUAUUGUUCAGAAGCAAUGGGAACAUUACCAGAGAGCUCACCAACAUCACAUUUGGUUUCAGAACACGUGAGGCAAAUGUAAUGAUACUGCACGCAGAGAAAGAGCCGGAGUUCAUUAAUAUCAGCGUUCAAGACUCCAGAUUGCUAUUUCAAUUGCAAAGUGGCAACAGCUUCUUUGUGCUGCGGCUGAUGAGCCUGCAGUCGGUGAGUGACGGCACAUGGCACCAAGUGACGCUUUCCAUGACAGACCCACUGGCCCAGACCUCCCCGUGGCAAAUGGAGGUGGACAACCUAACACCUCUUGUGACCAGCACAAUUGCUACUGGAACCCUGAACUUCCUGAAGGACAGUACGGACAUCUAUGUGGGUGGCCAAGCCACCGACAGUACAAAUGGUCUGCAGGGCUGUCUGAGCACAAUAGGAAUCGGAGGUAUAUACCUCUCUUACUUUGGAGAUCUCCACAGUUUCGUUAAUAAGCCUCAGGAAGAGCAGUUUCUCAAAGUCUCUACAAACGUGGUCCUUACUGGCUGCUUGCCACUAGAUGCCUGCCACUCCAGCCCCUGUUUGCAUGGAGGAAACUGUGAAGACAGCUAUAGCUCCUAUCAGUGUUCCUGUCUCUUGGGAUGGUCGGGGACACGCUGUGAAAUCAACGUCGAUGAGUGCUUCUCUAACCCCUGUAUCCAUGGCAACUGCUCUGAUGGAGUUGCAGCCUACCACUGCAGGUGUGAGCCUGGAUACACGGGUGUGAACUGCGAAGUGGAUACGGACAACUGCAGGAAUCAUCGGUGUGCAAAUGGGGCCACCUGCGUCAGUGGGGCUCAUGGCUAUUCCUGUCUCUGUCUUGGGAAUUUUACAGGGAGAUUCUGCAGACACAGCCGAUUACCCUCGACAGCCUGUGGGAACGAGAAGACAAAUCUCACUUGCUACAAUGGAGGCAACUGCACCGAGGUCCAGGAGGACCGGAUAUGUGUGUGCCGGCCAGGUUUCGCCGGAGAGUGGUGUGACGAGGACAUCGAUGAGUGUGCUUCCGAUCCCUGCCUCCACGGAGGCCUGUGCAGGGACUUGGUCAACAGGUUCCAGUGCAUCUGUGAUGCGGCCUUCGCGGGCGAGCGCUGUGAGCUGGACCUGCCUGAUGACGGGCUGGUGGGCAUUUUCACCGCCAUAGGCUCGGGGACCUUGGCCCUGUUAUUCAUCCUCCUGGUUGCAGCUGUUGCUUCUCUUGUGGCUUCCAACAAAAGGGCAACUCAAGGAACCUACAGCCCCAGUGGGCAGGAAAAGGCUGGCCCUCGAGUGGAAAUGUGGAGCAGGAUGCCUCCCCCGGCUCUGGAAAGACUCGUCUAA
Phodopus roborovskii (desert hamster) is the source of this 4329-nucleotide messenger RNA. It is a transcript of the gene Crb1, whose product is annotated as crumbs cell polarity complex component 1. NCBI's taxonomy places the organism in Eukaryota, Metazoa, Chordata, Mammalia, Rodentia, Cricetidae. The transcript has 13 exons. Gene Ontology annotation, biological process: establishment or maintenance of epithelial cell apical/basal polarity; heterophilic cell-cell adhesion. The record is from RefSeq and is a predicted model, not a curated record. The coding region runs from base 1 to 4329 and encodes 1442 amino acids. Gene Ontology annotation, molecular function: calcium ion binding. Gene Ontology annotation, cellular component: plasma membrane; protein-containing complex.